This is a messenger RNA of Bipolaris sorokiniana ND90Pr, 1308 nucleotides long. RefSeq lists its product as uncharacterized. NCBI's taxonomy places the organism in Eukaryota, Fungi, Ascomycota, Dothideomycetes, Pleosporales, Pleosporaceae. The record is from RefSeq and is a predicted model, not a curated record. The coding region runs from base 1 to 1308 and encodes 435 amino acids. The transcript has 5 exons. Gene Ontology annotation, molecular function: iron ion binding; oxidoreductase activity, acting on paired donors, with incorporation or reduction of molecular oxygen; monooxygenase activity.
AUGAACGUUCAACUGGUCAGCAAUUGGGCCCAUGCGGUGCAGACUUUUGCAGUUGCUUCUCUAUUCGUUGCACUUGUUGCGCUGAUCCUAAACAUUGAGCGCCGAUUGAAGCUUUGGAAGAUACCAAAGUUUGUUGCUUUCACCAAUGGCGUACCAGAACAUAACUUUUUUGCACAAUAUGCUACGCAGCUGUAUCAUCAGGCCUACAAAAAGUUCAAAGACUCAAUAUAUCGCGUUGCAGUAAAUGGCGAACCUGAGUGCAUAUUAUUGCCUACGAAGCUCCUACCAGAGCUGAAAAAACAUCCCGACGAUGUUCUGAACGUUAUGGAAGCCGGAAAUAAAACUCUUGAUCUUAACAUGAUUCACUGCAUAAAAGCUAGUCUUACACCCGCACUAGGACGCCUGAAUCACGACAUUACCGAGGAAAUUAGUAUCGCCUUUGAGAAAGAGAUACCACCUUGCAAAGACUGGACCAACGUGAAUGUUCACGAUAAAAUAGCUAACAUUGUAGCUGAGGUAUCUAGGCGUAUGUUUGUAGGACCUGAAAUAUGUCGAAAUCCAGAGUACCUCGAUCACGCGGUCAACUUCACCACCGACUUGAAUGAUGCAGUUUUUGCAAUCAAGCGCUGCAACUCCUGGCUUCGACCCUUUAUGGAAUCGCGUCUUCCCGAAAUGAAACGCUUCAACGACAGAAUCCGGCGCGCAACAGAGUUUUUCACGCCCAUUAUCCUCUCAAGAAUGAAACCUGAGAACAAGUCCGACGAUAUGAUGCAGUGGAUGUUGGACUAUAGUAUGAGCACUGGCAAAGGGAACACUAUGCAUGAACAUGUAAGGCGUCAGUUAGAUGUCACUUUCGCGGCUAUUCAUACAACCACUACGACGGUUAUAAACUGCCUGUAUACUCUCGCCAGCAUGCCCGAAUAUAUCGCGCCACUCCAGGAGGAGGUUCGCUCUGUACGAGCAGCUCACGGUGGAGAGUUGAGUGCCCCAGCUCUGCAACAUCUCGUCAAGCUCGACUCUGUCUUGAAGGAAAUCGGUCGCAUGUUCCCUACAACCGUUAGAAGCGAGGCAGCGCAGUCGCAAUUUGUCUCUUCUAACAUCCGGGAUUUGUACUUUGGAUACGGCAAACAUGCUUGCCCGGGACGCUUUUUUGCCGCAAACGAAAUCAAGAUUAUCAUGGCACAGCUGCUUUUGGAUUACGAGUUCAAGAUGCCUGACUAUCAGAUAAAGCGGUACGACCAGAUCACCUAUGCCAAGUUUAUCACGCCGGAUGCGUCGAAGACGUUGCUCAUGAAGCGUAUAUACUAG